GUUGUAUUAUAUACAUCUGUGGCUUAUGCUUAUCAAAACCAACUACAGCACAAAAAUUCGACAUAUUGUCGUACGUUCGUAAGACUGGGACAUCAAACGCACGGGUAGCGCACAAGUGCACAACUGUUGACUGUUGGAAGGGUUACGACCCGGGCACAAAAUAUGGUCAUAUGAUUGUCCGUGGUUAUCAAACCCUAUCGAGUAUCGAUGUCGUUAGUCGUUACUCGUUAAUACACACAGGCCGUAGUUAUGAUUAUAGGUUCCGUGAUCUUCCCGGUUUUUAUUUUUUUUUCAUUUAAAAUGAUUUCAUUCCCGCUUUCUUCUAUGAAUUGUUUAAUUUAUUUCCAAACUCAAGUAUUUUGAUCAUUUUUUAAUAUGGAAGAAUUCGUAGUUGUAAUUGAAACGAACGAGAAAUUAGAUCACUGCCGUUUAUGUUUCAGCUCUACCAAUGUAACAGUUCACAUAGGGCAGCAUUUGGACAAAAAUACAUCAAUUGUUGAAAAAAUUCAAUACUGUACUUCACUAAUCGUGAAAGUGGGUGAUGGUUUUCCUCAGAAUAUUUGUACAACUUGUGCUGAAAAUCUUGAUUUUAUCUACAACUUCAAAAGUAAAGCAAUAUCAUGUGAUUUGGAAUUAUCAAGGAACUUUCACCAGAACAUACAUUUAACUUAUAGUCGAGUAUCAGAUGAUCCAUUAAAUAUUACAUACAAAUUAGAAAUGAAAGAACAAGAUUCCUCAACUGAAUCAUUUGAUAGUUGCAUUGAGAUCAUAAAUGAUGACACUGAAAAUUCAGAUGUUAUUGAAAAAAAAUUGAGUGGGAAUUUAAACAUCUAUCAAGGUUCAAAAACUAACAACCAAAAGAAAAGAGUAUCAGUUGAUCUCAAACAAAAUUCAGAUAAGUCUUUAUUUGACGGUAACAAAUGUAAAUCAAAAAAAAAAAAAAUUGAAAAUGAAAUAGUCAAUGAAAAACCAUCGGUUAUUGUUGAAAAUAGUAAAGGUGUAUAUAUUUGCAAUGAAUGUAAUUUUGAAGCAGAAACAAUGAUGUGCUUAGUUAGUCAUCAAGCUCGCUUUCAUUUAAACACCGGUGGUUUCAAGUGUUCCGAGUGCUCAACUUAUUACGAAACUUCGGGACUACUUAAGCAACACGUAACUUCAAUGCAUCGUAAUGUAACCCACGAUUGUAAAUAUUGCGACAAAAAAUAUUUAAACAAAAGAAGUCUUGAUCGUCACACUAAAAACCAUCAUAAAUUCCAUAUGACUCCAUUAGAGUUUCAAUGUGUCAUAUGCAAUGCUUAUUUUGAUACCUUAAUCGAAAUGGAAGAUCAUUUUGUAGUACAUUAUGCAAGUCCCUCAAGUAAAUUCAGCUGUGAUUAUUGUGAUUGCAAGUUCCCAACAUACGCGGCAAAACACAAACAUUCUGAUCUUGAGCACAUGAUUGAAAUUGAGUGUGGUAUUUGCCAUAUUGUCUUACCAACUGAAGAAGCUAUGGACAAACACAAUAUUUCCGUACACCAACCGCAGAAAAAGGAAAACAAAAUGUACGAGUGCACUACGUGUGAAAAAUAUUUAUCUGGUAAAAAAGUUUAAAAUAUAAAGAAACAAAUUUAUCCCAAAAUGUAAUUCAAUAAUUUAUCAAGUAAGAUAU
Molecule: messenger RNA, 1645 nt
Organism: Myzus persicae (green peach aphid)
Lineage: Eukaryota; Metazoa; Arthropoda; Insecta; Hemiptera; Aphididae
Product: zinc finger and BTB domain-containing protein 41-like
Exons: 4
Coding region: 376-1587 (403 amino acids)
Biological process (GO): regulation of transcription by RNA polymerase II
Cellular component (GO): nucleus
Molecular function (GO): DNA-binding transcription factor activity, RNA polymerase II-specific; zinc ion binding; RNA polymerase II transcription regulatory region sequence-specific DNA binding
Source: RefSeq, a predicted model, not a curated record